Molecule: messenger RNA, 1017 nt
Organism: Actinia tenebrosa (Australian red waratah sea anemone)
Lineage: Eukaryota; Metazoa; Cnidaria; Anthozoa; Actiniaria; Actiniidae
Source: RefSeq, a predicted model, not a curated record
UUCAGUUAGUCAUUGACGACUGAGUUCGACCUUCUUCAUCAAAAGAGCAGUAGUGUGGAAGAAUUCUGCAGAAAAAGAAGACAAUGAAGCUCUUAAUCCUUGUACUCUGCCUCUGUAUAGCAGUAGCUGAGAAUUCCAAACUCAUAGACAAACUUGAAAAACUCUAUUCAUCCGACUCUGCAUCCGACUCUCAACCCCCAGACAUCGGCAUUCUUGAAAAAGUAGACGAGCUCGAUGCUCUGAUGCAGGAUACAAAGGAACCUGAACCGAUCGCUUCAGAGAAAAGAAGGGUUACAAAGAAAGGAUACUGUUUUGACGGAAAAACCCUUGCUGAUGGUCCAGGAAAUAGAGGAUGCGCAGGAAAAUUGUGCUACGACGCGAUGCCCGCAUAUUGCGACCGUGAAUUUGAAAAUUUGAACGAGAAAGAAAGGACAGAUUUAUGUAAAAAAUACAAGGAACAUUACGAGCAACGUUGUCCUUUCACCUGUGGCUUCUGCAAACAUCGUAGUCCAGGUCUGGAUUGCAGAAGAAAAUACGGAGUUAAUGAAUGUUGUUGGAAUGGAGUUCGUUCUUUGAAACCCGACAAAAGUGACUGUAUGCCUUGUGCAGACAUCUACCCCGAAACGUGUAAAGAGUUUUUUACCAACAGGAAUGGCCUAAGAUGUGGCUCUAACUCCUACCAUAUUCGAGAUUUCUUGGACAAGAGUUGUCCUAAACUAUGUGGUAGAUGCCAAUAAAMMGUUGAUUGACCAUCCUCUGAUUGCACCAAACACUAUGUAAAACAGAAUCUUUAAAAACAGUAAACACAAUCUAAAUAAGCGUCGUAUUGGAAGCUCGUUGCUCAGGUUUGGUUGCACAGUGCAUAUCUUAGAUAUCGUAAAUAAUUAGAAUAUUUACAAAAAAGAUUGCUUUAUUUGAGCGAGAGAAAAUGAAAAAUGAUACCAUUUAGUGAUACAGUGAAUGUAAUAUCUAAUUAACUGCUUAUUUGUUAGAAAUAAAGAAAUACAGAUAAAUGAA